Messenger RNA from Caenorhabditis sp. 36 PRJEB53466, 814 nucleotides. The record is from the annotation of a GenBank genome assembly. Lineage: Eukaryota; Metazoa; Nematoda; Chromadorea; Rhabditida; Rhabditidae.
AUGCCGCGCCAACGCCGUCAAGGAAUCGUGUACGACGUUCGAGAGCAGGGCACCGCCCGCCUCAUUUUCGACGAGAAUCGCACCAAAUUCGAGGUAAAUCGAUAAAUGAGCGAGAAAUGAAAAUUGUGUUCAGGGCGUGCUCGAGACGAUCAGCGGCGAAACGAUGAUGGUCCGUGGCCGCGUGACGUCAGCCACCGAGAGCACCUCCGACGGCUCCGUAUUCAUGGACGUGGAUGUUGGUGAGUGAAAUUGGAGGAGAAAGAAAACGAGAAAAAAACUUGAGAGAUUUGCAGUGGACUGUGAGGAAGGGUCUGCGUUUCAUGUGACUGGUGUCAAGGUUCUCGUCGAUGAGCAGUACGCGGCCAUCGAUUCGGCGGCCAUCAAGUUCGAGGCGCUCGACAAACUCAUCGGCAUGAAGUGAGUUGGUAUUUGAAUUCCCGCCAUGCAUCUGUCGAAGGGCCGACUGCGGAUAUUGGCGUAGAGCGCGUUUGCUCGCUCUAGUGCCUAAUCGACCGUUGACGAAAAUUUAAAUUUUAAUUUCUGAUGUACCCGUCACGGCCUCGUGAGAAACGGGUUUGAAACAGGAUUGAUGACAGCUGGAUCUUUUAAACUUUGUACCUUCAGAGCCGCUGUGGAAAUACAACAACACAUCAACCCGCAAUUGGCGGAAGACUCGAAGGAGGUGUUCAUCGGAAACAUGCAGAUCCACCUGCUCACCUCGCACCGCCCUUCGCCUUCGAUCCGCCGCGAAUCCGUCUGCACCGACAACAGCGAUAUCAAGAUUCUGGAGGCGUCCGAUGACUUUUUGUCCUAA